Molecule: messenger RNA, 711 nt
Organism: Penicillium daleae
Lineage: Eukaryota; Fungi; Ascomycota; Eurotiomycetes; Eurotiales; Aspergillaceae
Exons: 3
Coding region: 1-711 (236 amino acids)
Source: RefSeq, a predicted model, not a curated record
AUGGCGGAAAUCUACGACACCGACCGGUUCGCGCAACUGUAUUAUCCUUCAAAUACAGCGGACCUCCUCCAGCUCGGCCUUGCGGCUAGAUUCAUAGCCAGCUUAUUCGAGGCCCACCGGAUCACGUAUGCCUUUAUUGGAGGGUGGGCGGUGUAUCUAAGAGGGGGUCGGCGGAGGACGCAAGAUAUUGAUAUCACCGUUGCUACGACGAUGGACCAUUUGAAACAGAUUCUGACCGCGUCAUCCCGAAUACAUUUCCCUCUCACCCACGGCCGGACAUCCGUCCAAGUCUUCAUCGACACGGGACGGAGCGUGGAUGGCGAGUUCCCUCACGUCCCGGACUUGGCGGUCAGCAUGGAUAUAGUGAUCAGUGGGCCAUCCUUAGGACACUUGGGGACGCCGGAGGAUCUACAAUCCUCGCGCGAACCCAUUAACCCACAUAGACCCACGCCUUUGGGAUCACCGGUGUUGGUGUUGGGUCUGGUUUUUCAAAUAUAUGCCAAGUUAGACGCGUUCUUUCGGCGAGGCGAACAGGGGAGUAAAGACUUUUUGGAUCUGGAAUUCUUGCUCACGCAAUAUGCGGCGCAGAUCCCCACGUUUCGGGAUUAUUAUGAUUUGGAGCAACGGAGGUAUUUUUGGAAUCAAUAUGCGGAGGCGUAUUUGGCGUUUCCUGAUCAGGUUGAGAAUAUGAGACUACUAUUAGGCGUCUGA